Molecule: messenger RNA, 1485 nt
Organism: Biomphalaria glabrata
Lineage: Eukaryota; Metazoa; Mollusca; Gastropoda; Planorbidae
Product: N-lysine methyltransferase setd6-like
Exons: 11
Coding region: 19-1455 (478 amino acids)
Biological process (GO): peptidyl-lysine monomethylation
Cellular component (GO): nucleus
Molecular function (GO): protein-lysine N-methyltransferase activity; protein binding
Source: RefSeq, a predicted model, not a curated record
UCCACUCUAUUAAACAAAAUGGCGACGUCCAUGAAAAGAAAGCAUGAAGAAAAUAUAAACAAAAACAAUUUAAAUGCUAAGAAAUUAAACACGACUGAUUCUUCUUCAGAUAAACUUUUAAAAUUUAUCGAAUGGUGCGAGAAAAAUGAAUUCAACAUAUCCCCUAAAGUGCGAGUGGGCUGUGAAGGCUCUUGUGCUCAGUAUGGCAUGGUGGCUGUUGACGACAUUCCCGAAGGUUACUGUUUAUUUCAAAUACCGAGAAAUUGCUUGAUUAUGCCGGAAAAUAGUGAUAUAGCUGAACUAGUUGAGAAAGAGAAACAAAGUCUGUCAGUGACAAACCAGUGGAUCCCGCUUCUUCUCACUUUGCUAUUUGAAACAAAUAAUCCAUCCUCCAAAUGGAAACCUUAUUUAGAUCUGUUUCCCAACCCUGACUCUAUCGACUUGCCUAUCUUUUGGGAGAGUUCAGAAGUCAACCAAUUACUGCAAGGGAGUGGUGUGGAUGCAGCUGUCAAACGUGACCUCGGCAUGAUACAAAAUGAUUUUGAAAAACUUGUAGUUCCUUUUGUACAAAAAUAUUCAAAGGAAUUAAGUAACCUCAAAGUGAAUCAAGAGGACUUCAAGAAAAUGGUGGCCUUCGUUAUGGCCUACAGUUUCACUGAGCCGAAGGCCAAGACAAAUAAGGUUUCUGAGGAUGGCCUGGAAAGUGAAAGCAGUGUGGACAGUGAAGAUGAGGAGGACCAACCUGUGAUGGCACCACCAAUGAUGGUCCCCCUGGCUGAUAGUUUAAACCAUAUCACCGACCACAAUGCUAAGCUUACCUUUGGAAAAGAAGCUUUAAAAAUGGUUGCUGCUAAAUCCAUUAAAAAGGGGGAAGAAAUCUUCAACACAUAUGGUGAAGUUUCCAACCUCCAUCUGAUGCACAUGUAUGGAUUUGCAGAGCAGUAUCCAGCUAAUGGACAUGAUGUGGUUGAAGUACCAGUGGUCAGGUUGCUGGAAGCUGCUCAAGAAUUAGGUCAAGACCAGACUUUGACCAGUAAAAAGUGUGCUCUACUCAAAGAACAAGCCAUUAUCAUAGAUGAUGAUGUUUUAGUCAUAAACAAAGAUGGGUUUGUGUCAGAUGAAGUUUGUUUACAGAUACUAAAGGUGCUGGCGUUCAGUCAACAAGAAUUUGAUGAUUAUGUGGAAAGGGAAGGCUGGAGUGAUGCUGAGAGUGAAGCGUCUGUUGUAGAUGACUCGGCAUUGUCUUUUGCCAAUCUCCCUACUGUAGAGGUAAAAUGGAAACAGUUAUUAUUAAGAAUGGCACAACUCCACCUCAGUCACUACUCCACUAGUCUAGAGGAAGAUGAGAAGCUAUUAGCACAGACAAAUUCCAUGAGUUCGAGAGAAAAGUUUUCACUAUUCACACGACAGGGACAGAAGAAAUUAUUGUAUAUACUUCUAGAUGCUUGUAAAUAGUUACCAUAAAUAAACAUGAAAUAUUUUUAA